Molecule: messenger RNA, 660 nt
Organism: Pogoniulus pusillus (Red-fronted tinkerbird)
Lineage: Eukaryota; Metazoa; Chordata; Aves; Piciformes; Lybiidae
Product: prolyl-tRNA synthetase associated domain-containing protein 1-like
Exons: 2
Coding region: 53-577 (174 amino acids)
Molecular function (GO): aminoacyl-tRNA deacylase activity
Source: RefSeq, a predicted model, not a curated record
GCAGCGGCGGCACUUCCCGCCCCUCCGCUCGGCCCCGCGGAGCCGGACGGCGAUGGCGGCGGCGCCGGAGCUGCGGGAGGCGCUGGCGCAGCGGCUACGGGACUUGGACAUCGCCACGGUCACCGCCGACCACCCCGAGGUGUUCACUGUUGAAGAAAUGAUGCCUCAUAUCCAACACAUGAAAGGAGGUCACAGUAAAAACCUUUUUCUUAAAGACAAAAAGAAGAAAGGGUUCUGGCUGGUGACUGUUCUGCACAACAGGCAAAUCAAUUUAAAUGAUCUUGCUAAAAAAUUGGGUGUUGGAAGUGGAAACCUAAGAUUUGCUGAUGAAAAGAUGAUGCUGGAAAAACUGAAAGUGGGCCAGGGCUGUGUGACCCCCCUCGCCCUUUUCUGUGACCAUGGGGAUGUGAGGUUUGUGCUGGAUGCUGACUUUCUGGAAGGUGGCCAUGAAAAGGUGUACUUUCAUCCAAUGACAAAUUCUGCAACUAUGGGCUUAAGCCCCGACGACUUGUUGAAGUUUGUGAGAUCAACAGGCCAUGAUCCCAUCAUCUUACAUUUUGAUGAAGAUGUUAAGUAGAUUUCUAUUACUAGACACAGAUUUUGUAUGAGCAAAAUGGGCACAAAUCUCUUUACAAAUAAAAUUUGAAAAGCCAAGCAUUA